UUUAUUGUUUCUGGUUACCAAAGCAGAUGCUGGUAGCUUGAAGAGUUUGGGAAGUUCAGAAGGGACAACGUGUGGCAAUUCUCCAACUGAAGCCAAGGUGGUAGAUGAUGGAUGCACCUCAAAUUGCAAAGAACAAAAUCAAAAUGAGAAGCAGAAUCUUGCUCCGGUUCCAAAAACUUUUUCUGUCUUUGAGAUGCUUGACCAUAAGGAGGUUAAUGUGGUCGAGGGAUUGAAACAUUUUGAAUCGUUACUUGAUGACUCGGAAGUUCCCAAACUUGUUUCUUUGGUUAAUAAUUUGAGGGCCGCAGGAAAAACAGGACAAAAUCAAGGUCAGACUUAUGUGGCCUUAAAGAGGCCUAUGAAGGGACAUGGAAGAGAGAUGAUUCAGUUAGGCCUUCCAAUUGCAGAUGCACCUCCAGAAGAGGAUAAUGCAGUAGGAACCUCCAAAGAUCGGGGAACAGAAUCCAUCCCUUCCUUGCUGCAAGAUGUUAUUGAACGCUUAGUAGGCAUGCAGAUUAUGACUGUGAAGCCAGACUCUUGCAUCAUUGAUUUUUAUAAUGAGGGUGAUCACUCACAGCCUCACAUUUUCCCACAUUGGUUUGGAAGGCUUGUUUGCGUCCUGUUCUUGACAGACUGUGACAUGACCUUUGGAAAAAGUAUUUCGAUAGGACAACCUGGGGAGUUUAGAGGCUCUCUCAAGCUUUCUCUUACACCUGGGUAAUCAAUUUUAACCCUGAACUCUUUUCUUCUUGUUGCUUUAUUUUUACUGGUUAAGAGGUUGCUACUUUAAGGGUAUGUUUGGAUGGAUGGAUAGAAGAUGAAAGGUGAAGGGAAGGCUUGAGUUUUGAGGGAAGGGGCACCAUUCAAUAGCCUUCUUUUCAAUUCCUUCA
This is a messenger RNA of Quercus robur (English oak), 890 nucleotides long. Its product is annotated as RNA demethylase ALKBH10B-like. The record is from RefSeq and is a predicted model, not a curated record. The transcript is spliced from 6 exons. Bases 194 to 721 code for a protein of 175 amino acids. Gene Ontology annotation, biological process: mRNA catabolic process. Gene Ontology annotation, molecular function: mRNA binding; demethylase activity. Lineage: Eukaryota; Viridiplantae; Streptophyta; Magnoliopsida; Fagales; Fagaceae.